AGUGUUUGGUAAUAGUUUAAUCUUGGUUUGGUUGAAUUUGAUUGCUGAUUUUUUGAAAGUUGGUGCCUUUUCUUCGCUGACCCUAAUACUUUAUCGGGUCUUGUGUGUAUCAUCUAUGUGAUUGUUGGUAGAAUUUUGGGUCUGAUUAGAUUUCUGUGUUAAUUUGUGAGUUGGAUUGUGUUCAUACUCUAUAGUGAAAGAGUUGGUGUGUGUGUGUAUGUUAAAAGUGGAAUCUUGGUGUAUUUGAGGAUUUAUGAAGAUAGGACCACCAUAGGUGACAAGUAAUUUGUUAUUUGAUUGUGGAUUGCCUUUUUUUCUUGCUGUUCAUGAAAUAUGAUCUUUUCAUCUUGCCAUGGUGCAAUUGUGUGUUCAACACUUCGACUUUGAGGUCACUAGUUGGUUUAGCAAUUGCAUUGUAUCUCGUUAUUGGGUUUGGUUUUGUACAGCAGCAAUAACCCGCAUGUGUUCUGCUGUUUGCAGAAUACGGUGUCGUGUUUUUUAGCAUAAACAGAAUGAUAUCAUAUGAAGACCUUUUCAACUGUAUGAUGAUGCUUCUCUGUACUGGAGAAUGAAUUUUUUCAGUUGAAUUUUCCGCUGCAAUGUCUUUUUGUUAGAACAUGAUUCUCUCAUAAAUUAUCAUUAGGGUUUUUGAAGCUUGGGAUAUUCGAUGAGAAAGGUGCUGAAGAGAAAUGGCUGCAAGUCAGCAUCACACCAGUUCUUUAAGGAUCGAGCAAAAAAUCGAGUGGAUGAUCUUCAGAUGGUUUUUUCAGAUCUGCAGUCAGCAAGGAAGGAAAGCCGCACAGUUGAUGCUGCAGUUCUUGAAGAGCAGGUUUAUCAAAUGUUACGUGAAUGGAAAGCUGAACUUAACGAACCCUCACCUGCGUCAUCCUUACAAAAUGACAGUCUUGGCGCGUUCUCUUCGGACAUUUAUCGACUGUUGCACCUUUGUGAUGAAGAAGAUGAUGCUACAAGUCCAUUUGAGCUUCCUCUGCCAAAGUCUGAACCUGAUAUUCAAAAUUUUCAAACUGGAGAUGCCAUUGGCUUCCAAGAGGACUCUGAUGUCAAGCCUGGAUCACAGGAGCAGAAUUUCUCACCAGUUGAUCAAUGCAAAGGAUCUUCUGCAUUUCGCAGUUUGACAACAAAUCUGGAGCCACACCAGCUCGACUAUAACCAAUUUAAUCUUCAACUAGACCUUGAACAUCACUAUUUUGGUGGCUAUAACGCUGUUGAUGUGAGUGCUUUUUAUGCACAUCCCAUUUCAGGAUUUCUGCCCAACAUAUGCCCAUCACCUGCUGCUUUCCUGGGACCAAAGUGUGCUCUCUGGGAUUGUCCCAGGCCUGCUCAAGGAUCAGACUGGUGGCUGGACUACUGUAGCAGCUUCCAUGCUACUCUUGCACUAAAUGAGGGGCCUCCUGGAAUGACUCCAGUCUUACGUCCUGGAGGCAUUGGCCUGAAAGAUGGUCUACUUUUUGCUGCUCUGAGUGCUAAGGUUCAAGGCAAAGAUGUUGGAAUUCCGGAAUGUGAGGGGGCAGCAACUGCCAAGUCCCCUUGGAAUGCCCCUGAGCUUUUUGACCUCUCAGUGCUCGAGGGGGAGAAUAUAAGGGAAUGGCUGUUUUUUGACAAGCCUCGAAGGGCAUUUGAGAGUGGAAAUAGAAAGCAGAGAUCACUGCCAGAUUACAGUGGCCGAGGUUGGCAUGAGUCCAGAAAACAAGUUAUGGACGAGUUCAGCGGGCUUAAAAGAUCUUACUAUAUGGAUCCUCAGCCACUGAAUAACUAUGAAUGGCACCUGUACGAGUAUGAGAUUAACAAAUGUGAUGCUUGUGCGCUAUAUCGAUUGGAACUCAAGCUGGUGGAUCGUAAAAAAACUCCCAGAGGGAAAUCAGCUAAUGAUUCAGUUUCUGAGCUCCAAAAGCAAAUGGGUAGGCUUACCGCUGAGUUUCCGCUUGAUAAUAGGCGUACACUGAAAGGAAGGUCCAAGCUCAACAGCAAGAAUGGUAUCGGAAAUCUGCACUCUGACCCAAAUCAAUUGGCCAGCGCAGAUAAAACAUCGUUUGAUCACGGACUCGGUGCACCAUACGGGUACCUUGUGGAGAAUAUAGGCGAUUUCUAUCUGAAAUGAGGCAAUAGAGCAACAAUCUCACAAAUGUCUAGUUGGUGAGGUAAUGUUCUACUGACAGUUCCAAUUUUAGGUUUGGACAUCUUCAAUAACAUUGGUGAGACCCUCAUUUUUUUUACAUUCGAGGAUCUUGUACAUAUUCUUAUUGUGGGUUUUAGCCAAAAUGACGGUUAGUCUGCUACUGUCAUUUCUGGAGCAUAUUUGACAUAUCAAAAGGGGUUACAAACAGUUUUAAACUGCUGAUGUUUACUAUUUUUAGUAAAAAUGUAGGGUUGAUAUAUAUUCUAACUAUAGUUUCUACAUGCAAUGGAGAUGCACGUUGGAUGGUAAUUUUAUGAAUUAUGUCAACUCAACAAAAGCAUGUAAUGUUUCUUUAUAUUUUGUACUAUGAGAUGAGAUACAUGUCUGACUCUCUCUUCUUGUCAUUUCCUGGUAAUUGUUACUGUUGAAUCUUGGACUUAUUUUGAUCUUAUUUAAGUACUACUAUGGUUAAUAGAUAUGAAGUAUUCUCAA
Molecule: messenger RNA, 2629 nt
Organism: Amaranthus tricolor (Joseph's coat)
Lineage: Eukaryota; Viridiplantae; Streptophyta; Magnoliopsida; Caryophyllales; Amaranthaceae
Product: transcription factor VOZ1
Exons: 5
Coding region: 668-2119 (483 amino acids)
Biological process (GO): regulation of DNA-templated transcription; positive regulation of long-day photoperiodism, flowering
Source: RefSeq, a predicted model, not a curated record